GGUAUAAAGCCUCCCACUCCUGUGAGCGCUCCUAUUUCUCCUGUGCAUUUGGAGAGGAGUGAGUGUGUGUGUGACCUACUCUGGAGAGAAACAGACAGAGACGACCCGAGGAUGAAGCUAGUGUUUGUGGCUGUGUUCGCGCUCUGUACGCUCAGCUCUGUGGAUAGAGUGGAUUCUUCAGCCUACGACAAGAUUGUGACACACAGUCGUAUCCGGGCCAGACUCCAGGGACCCAAUGUGUGUGCCAUGCAGCAGGUGAUGGGGACAAAGAAGAGGAAGUACUUCAGCACAUGUAGGACCUGGUAUAAAGGCUCUAUCUGUGGGAAGAAGACGAUGGUUGUCUAUGAGUGCUGUCCAGGCUACAUGAAGCUGGAAGGCAUGAAAGGAUGCCCUGCAGUGGCUCCUAUAGACCAUGUGUAUGGCACAUUGGGCCUGGUGAAGGCUAGGACAACCCAGAAGUACUCAGCCCUCUCUAAGCUGAGGGAAGAGAUUGAAGGGAAGGGAUCGUUCACUAUGUUUUCCCCUAGCGACGAAGCCUGGGACCUGCUGGACCCUGAGGUGCUUGGUGCCUUGGUGAGCAACGUGAACAUCGAGCUGUACAACGCCCUGCACUAUCACAUGGUCAACCAUCGCAUGCUAACGAAAGACCUGAAGAAUGACAUGUCUAUCACCUCCAUGUACAACAACCAAGGACUCUACAUCAAUCACUACUCAAAUGGGAUCGUCACGGUGAACUGCGCCAGGAUUAUCCAUGGUAACCAGGUGGCUACCAAUGGAGUGGUUCAUGUCAUCGACCGUGUCAUCACUAACGUGGUCAACACCAUACAGGACGCCCUGGGAGUUGAUGAUGACCUCUCCUCCUUCAGCGCUGUAGCCUUGGCCUCAGGUGUGAUGGAAAAACUGGGCCAGCCAGGUCACUUCACCCUCUUCGCUCCCACCAAUGAUGCCUUCAAUAACCUAGAGGCCGGCUUCCUGGAACGCAUUAUGGGAGACAAUGCUGUUAUCGCAGCCCUGGUGAACUACCACCUGUUAAACAGUGUGCAGUGCUCUGAGGCCAUCAUGGCAGGCUCUGUGCACGAGACAGCAGAGGGAAGCACUGUUGAGAUCGGCUGUGACGGAGACAGCCUGACGGUCAACGGGAUCAAGAUGGUCCUGAAGAAAGACAUUGUCACCACCAACGGAGUCAUCCACCUCAUCGACCGGGUCCUCAUACCUGACUCAGCCAAGGAGGUGAUGGAGCUGGUUGGUGAAUCCCAGAGCACCUUCAGAGACAUGGUGUCAGAGCUCGGCCUAUCAGCUGCCAUGAAGCCAGAGACGGAGUACACGCUAUUGGCUCCCCUCAACACAGCUUUCUCUGAUGAGGUGAUGUCUUUAGACCAGAGCCUGUUGAAGGUGAUCUUGGAGAACCACAUUCUGAAGCAAAAACACAAACUGAGUGAACUCUACAACGGACAGCUACUGGAGACCGUCGCUGGGAAACGAAUACGCGUCUUCAUCUACCGCACUGCUGUGUGUAUUGAGAAUUCCUGCAUGGUGCGAGGCAGUAAAGAGGGCAGCAACGGAGCCCUUCACCUGAUGAGGUCUCUCCUCAAACCAGCUCAGACCACCAUCUACAAGGUUCUCAUGGCAGAUGGACGCUUCAAUAUCUUCCUGUCUCUGAUGAAGAGUGCAGGUCUGACAGAGCUGUUGAAACAGGAGGGAUCCUACACCGUUUUCGCACCCACAGAUGAAGCCUUCGACGGGAUCACAGAACGGGACAUCACCCUGCUGGCCAGCGACGUGAACGCUCUGAGGACCAUCCUCCUGUAUCACUUCAGUAACGGCGUCUUCAUCAACGGGGGACUGGAGGGUGGGGUCACCAACCUGCUCAAGACCAUCCAGGGACACAACCUGCAAGUGCUGUCUGGCUGUGAUUCUGACAGGGUGGUGAUUUUUGACAGAGCCGAUGGAGAGACAGCCACCACUACACCUCCACAUAGAGCCGAUGGAAAGACAGCCACCACUACACCCCCACAUAGAGCCGAUGGAAAGACAGCCACCACUACACCCCCACAUAGAGCCGAUGGAAAGACAGCCACCACUACACCCCCACAUAGAGCCGAUGGAGAGACAGCCACCACUACACCCCCACAUAGAGCCGAUGGAGAGACAGCCACCACUACACCCCCACAUAGAGCCGAUGGAGAGACAGCCACCACUACACCCCCACAUGGAGAGACACUACAUCCCCCAGCCGAUGGAGAGACAGCCACCACUACACCCCCACAUAGAGCCGAUGGAGAGACAGCCACCACUACACCCCACAUAGAGCCGAUGGAGACAGACAGCCGAUGGAAAGACAGCCACCACUACACCCCCAUAGACAUAGAGCCGCAUAGAGCCGAUGGAGAGACAGCCACCACUACACCCCCACAUAGAGCCGAUGGAAAGACAGCCACCACUACACCCCCACAUAGAGCCGAUGGAGAGACAGCCACCACUACACCCCCACAUAGAGCCGAUGGAGAGACAGCCACCACUACACCCCCACAUAGAGCCGAUGGAGAGACAGCCACCACUACACCCCCACAUAGAGCCGAUGGAGAGACAGCCACCACUACACCCCACAUAGAGCCGAUGGAGAGACAGCCACCACUACACCCCCACAUAGAGCCGAUGGGAGACACUACACCCCCACAUAGACGAUGGAGAGACAGUCACCACUACACCCCCACAUAG
Oncorhynchus keta (chum salmon) is the source of this 2718-nucleotide messenger RNA. Its product is annotated as periostin-like. The record is from RefSeq and is a predicted model, not a curated record. Gene Ontology annotation, biological process: extracellular matrix organization; cell adhesion. Lineage: Eukaryota; Metazoa; Chordata; Actinopteri; Salmoniformes; Salmonidae. The transcript is spliced from 15 exons. Gene Ontology annotation, cellular component: extracellular matrix. The coding region runs from base 112 to 2718 and encodes 868 amino acids. Gene Ontology annotation, molecular function: cell adhesion molecule binding.